AUGCCUCUAUACACUAACCCUGCCGAAUUUCUGCUCGAUCUUACAAGCAGUGACUUUUCCCAAGAUGAGGCAGAUGCACAACGCCGACUGGAAAAGCUACAUUCGGCUUGGCGAGAGUCGUCCGAGGCACACGCUAUCUCAGCAUUUGUCGCCGGGCCGUCUUCAGAGAAGGAUGUACUCAUCGGGAACAAGUCUCGUGCUCCCUUUCUGAACGUCACGCUCGCACUCCUUCACCGCUCAUUCAUCAAGAGCUACCGAGAUGUCGUUGCCUAUGGCAUUCGAUUUGCAAUGUACAUCGGGCUUGCGGUCAUGAUGGGAACGGUAUGGCUGCGACUUCCGCCAACCCAGUCAUCGAUAGGACCUUUUACCAACGCAAUCUUCUUCGGUUCGGCCUUCAUGUCCUUCAUGGCCGUCGCAUACGUUCCGGCUUUCCUUGAAGACCGUACUACGUUCAUCAAAGAACGCGCCAAUGGCCUGUAUGGCGCUGCUCCAUUCAUGAUUGCAAACUUCCUGAUCGGGUUGCCUUACCUAUUCCUCAUAUCCCUCGUAUUCUCAUUAAUAACCUACUUCCUCAACAACUUCCGGCCAACAGCUGGAGCCUUCUUCACAUGGGUGAUGUGGCUAUUUCUGGAUCUGCUCGCUGGAGAGUCUCUGGUUGUCCUCAUGUCCUCCAUCUUCCCGAUAUUUGUCGUCGCUCUGGCUCUCAUCGCGUUCGCAAAUGGUCUGUGGAUGAGUGUUGGCGGCUUUUUGGUCUCUCCAGAGAUCUUGAACCCAUUCUGGAAAUACGUCUUCCAUUAUAUUGACUAUCAAGCCUACGUUUUCCGAGGCAUGAUGGUCAACGAAUUCGGCUACCGUGUUUAUGACUGCGGCAAAGGAUGUCACUGUAUGUACCAGAGCGCAUUGGCUUCCCAGUGCAAGAUUGACGGCCAGGCUGUACUGGAAGAGUAUGGGUACCGUACUGGAGACACUGGCAAGUGGGUCGGUAUCAUGCUGGCGAUUAUCCUUGUUUAUAGACUCAUGGGGUGGGCUGUGACACAUUUGCGGAAGACAUAG
Letharia columbiana is the source of this 1053-nucleotide messenger RNA. RefSeq lists its product as uncharacterized. The transcript has 2 exons. Gene Ontology annotation, molecular function: ABC-type transporter activity. The record is from RefSeq and is a predicted model, not a curated record. Gene Ontology annotation, cellular component: membrane. NCBI's taxonomy places the organism in Eukaryota, Fungi, Ascomycota, Lecanoromycetes, Lecanorales, Parmeliaceae. Bases 1 to 1053 code for a protein of 350 amino acids.